UUUCCUUUUACACAGCUGACGAUCGAUAAGUCUUUCAUUGCAAGAAUAAUUUUGUUAUAGGUCGCCAUUUUUCUUUUUUUCUGCCCCCCCCCAAGUCGAAUCAGUUCCAUUUAGUGCAGCUCUACACACACGGAGGAAUGUUAUUCAUAUAGGCCUAUGGGUUGCAGAACUAUGUCGACUGUUGUUUAGUUGACUGGAUACAUUAUGUCAGGAAAACUGCACUGAAUGAAUGGCUAGCAAUGCUGACUCUAUUAAACCCGAUCCAACAUGGGAUCCAAUCUACAACAGCACACUAAAGAGUCAAAUACAGGAGACAUUCGUUUAUUUUGUUAUACCGGAAAACGUUUUACCAGUAAUUCUUAGGUACAACAUACUCACGAUCAAAGAUCAGGAGCACAUUAAAGCAGUGACCAAAAGCAAUGGCAAUAGUGAAGGCGCUGAUGUUUUAUUAGACCGAAUUAGUCGAUACCAAGGUUGGUUUGAAGUCUUUCAAGAAGUUCUUAGAGACGAUGCUGUGCGGUUAGUUCAUGUGGCUGAUCAGCUUAAUGCCAUUAAAGAGAAGACAUAUGAAAAAUUCUCCAAUAGAAAAAGUAGAAAGGUAAAGCUUGCUUUCCCUUUUAAAGUUAAAAAGAAACAUUCAUCUUCAGAGGAUGAAGUAAUGAUUGAUAAAGGUAAAUUUAUAUAUAAUUAUGAUACAUGA
This is a messenger RNA of Physella acuta, 700 nucleotides long. RefSeq names its product interferon-induced helicase C domain-containing protein 1-like. The record is from RefSeq and is a predicted model, not a curated record. Lineage: Eukaryota; Metazoa; Mollusca; Gastropoda; Physidae.